UAGGUUAUAGAAGAAGACGACGUAACGUGGGGUCCUUUAGAGGGGGUUGGGUUGUUCCAAGAUGUCGACGAAGAAUUUUCGUGUCAGCGACGGGGACUGGAUUUGCCCUGAUAAAAAGUGUGGAAAUGUAAACUUUGCCAGACGGACCAGCUGUAAUAGAUGUGGACGUGAAAAAAGCACUGAUGCUAAAAUGAUGAAAGCUGGUGGCACCGAAAUAGGAAAAACUCUGGCUGAAAAAAGCCGUGGGUUAUUUAGUGCUAAUGACUGGCAAUGUAAAACUUGUGGAAAUGUGAACUGGGCUAGAAGAUCAGAGUGUAAUAUGUGUAAUACGCCAAAGUAUGCUAAGCUAGAAGAAAGGACGGGAUAUGGAGGAGGUUUUAAUGAACGGGAAAAUGUGGAGUAUAUUGAGCGUGAAGAAUCUGAUGGGGAAUAUGAUGAGUUUGGUAGAAAAAAGAAAAAGUAUCGUGGCAAACCAGGUGGUCCUAAAACUGUAAUAAAAGUUGAAGAAAAGGAAGCUGCGGUUAAAGUGGGUGUUACUGUGGAGGACGAUGAGGAGGAAGAAGAUGAGGGAGAGGCAGACCUCUCAAAGUACAAGCUGGAUGAUGAUGAUGAUGAAGAUGAGGAAGAAGACGGCGAUCUAUCAAAAUAUAAUCUUGCCAGCGAUGAUGAGGAUGAUAGUAAAAAUAAGAAACCUGCUCGUAGUAGAUCUCGAUCUUCUCAUUCCAAGUCGUCUCGCUCCUCUUCCCACACAAGCUCAAGGUCUAGGUCCAGAUCCCGGUCGAGAAGCUCUUCCAGUUCCCAAUCAAGAACUCGCUCCAGUCCAAGACGUCCUAGAUCUCGUGGUUCAAAAUCAAGAUCCAGCUCCAGGUCCAACCGGGGUUCCUCUUCCCCAAGAAAAAGAUCUUAUGCAAGUUCACGAUCUUCAUCAUCUCCUGAGAAGGGCAAGAAGAGAAGCCGCUCUAGAUCCUCAUCUGGUGACCGCAAAAAAAAGAGAACGAGAUCACGGUCAACAGAAAGGCGCCAAGGGUCGUCGUCUGGAUCGUCUCACUCUGGUUCCCUUUCUUCAAGUUCUAAAAAGAAAUAAACAAUCUUUGGAAAAGUGGCUUACCUCAUUACAAUACAUGAGGCACACUAUAUUAUUAAAAUGAUAAAAAAAAAAUCCUGUCUUUUUAUGAGCAUUGAUAACUGAGAAAGUAGAGGUGCAUGUCUUUGUGCUUACUCAGCUACAGCAGCAGUUGAUGUUUGCAUUUUAAGCCAUAAGACGUUCAAUAGCAAGGGGAAAAUGGCAAACGAAUGAAUGAAUUUCAUUUGUAUUUUUUCAUUAUUUUUUUUUUCUUCCUUUAAACCACACUUCAAAAGCAUUUCCUUGUUUUUAUUUUUUAAAUGGGGCAUUUGGUUUCCAGUUCCCUAGGACGGCAUAAUUUAUUAUUUUUUUUUGUGCCUAUUUUUACAUUAAACUCACUGCAGCUUCCAACCUAAUCCAUUAUGUCAAUGUCCCUUUAACACAAGUUUACAUGCAGUUAAAAUUUGUAGUAUGUGUAAAAAAAAAAAUUUUUGUUUCUAAAUGAAUUUGUAUUUCUUGUGGCUUAAAUUGCAUUUGCUGGCAACAAAUUUAGAUUGAUAGUUAAGUCUUUUUAAAAAAAAUACUGUUUAAAAUGGAUAAAGAAAAUCUUAAAUGGUGUUACACGGUAAGUAUUAGAAGGUUGUUUCUGUCCUGAACACAAUCUUAACAUAUCUCUAGUAGAUAAGCAUAAUAAAUAUAUAUUUUUAUGGUUCUUCCAGUCAGUUCCAUGGGAUGUUCAAAUAAAUGAAUAAAAACUAAAUUUUCCGAAUAGCUGAGAUUAAAAAAAUCUGGCUUCCAUUUUUUUCUCUGCUAUAGAUAAUUCUGUUUUUCGCUCCUAAUUUGUCUUUAGUUAUGUAUUUUUAUAUUCCUUGAAUGUGAACUGUCAACCAGUGUUUGUUGUGCCUAAUACUUCUAUUCAAAUGUGCAUAACUUUUUAACCAACUGUUGCUAGAAACUACCUAUAGUAUACCCAUCUUUGUGUAAAAAUGUGUGCUGAGAAGGUGAGAGUUUUUACUAUUUAGCAUAUGAAAAAUCAAGGCGCUCUGUUCUGAAACAACUUUUUUUUUUUUCUUUGUUUUUAGCUUAAAUGUCAUUUCUGAAAAAAGUUUGCUGUAGAAAUGUGUAAAUAAAAAAAACAAAACUGACAUGCA
Messenger RNA from Bombina bombina (fire-bellied toad), 2214 nucleotides. RefSeq names its product zinc finger RANBP2-type containing 2 (gene ZRANB2). The record is from RefSeq and is a predicted model, not a curated record. NCBI's taxonomy places the organism in Eukaryota, Metazoa, Chordata, Amphibia, Anura, Bombinatoridae. Gene Ontology annotation, biological process: RNA processing. Gene Ontology annotation, molecular function: lipopolysaccharide binding; RNA binding. The transcript has 10 exons. The coding region runs from base 62 to 1084 and encodes 340 amino acids.